AUGGACAGUCGGUGGGCAUAUAAAAGCCUUCAACGUCAAUCAAGUAAGUUGAUAUAUAAACGUGACAUAGAGUCGCCUAGAACUGCUAUACUAGUAAACAAAAAUGUUAACUGUAUUCCAAUUCCAGAUUUCAUCCAGAGGGACUUGGUGUCGGCCAUUUUUGAGGUCCCGACGGAGUGCGGAACACGAGAGAUCGUGAUCGCAUCGGCCUACUUUCCAGGCGAUGCAGAUGAAGCACCACCUGAAGCAGUCACAAACUUGGUAAGUUAUUGCAAAUCUAAUAAUUUACAAUUUAUAAUUGGUUGCGACGCUAAUGCGCACCAUACCUUAUGGGGUAGUACUAACAUAAAUAGAAGAGGGCAAAUGCUUUUAGAAUACCUUAGUAGUAGUAGUCAUAUUCUUUUCGAACUGCCGGGCCAGAUUUUACAUAAAAAUUCGCCAGCUGCACGUAAGUGUAUCAACUGGGAAAUCUUUAGACUUUCCUUAACUAGUAAGGAGGAUCAAUUACUGAAUUCAAUCAGUCAUAUUGAUGAACUUGAAUUAGCAGCAGAUCAAAUAAACUCUGUUAUCUCUCAGGCGCAUGAAGAUGCAUGUAAGGUUGAACCACGUACAUCCAGACGGGAUGUGCCAUGGUGGAACAGCAGGCUUGAAGAAAUGCGCAGGGAGGUUAGGAAGCUUUUUAAUUCAGCGAAGCGAUCAGGGGUGUGGGUAGACUAUAAAACAUCCUUGACUGCCUACAACAAUGAGAUUAGAAAAUCUAAACGGAAAUCAUGGAAAACUUUCUGUGACAGUGUUGACAACACUCCGCAAAUGGCUCGCCUUCAUAAAGUGUUGAGAAAAUCUCAUUCAAAUGACAUUGGUCUAUUGAAAAAGAGUGAUGGCCUCUACACAACAAAUGGAAGGGAAAUUUUACAACAUUUACUACAUGUGCACUUUCCAGGAUCGAUCUUAUGUGAUGCAUCCAUAGAUAGGCGCACGUUAAGUUAUGAACAACCAGACAAUCAAUUAAGGUCGCUAUCUGGUAUCAUUUUUGGCAUUGAUAAAAUCAGAUGGGCAGUUAAUUCUUUCAGUCCCUUCAAGUUACCAGGAAGUGAUGGUAUCUUCCCGGCAUACACAUUCAAUCUACGGCUGCGCUUAGUGCGCUUCGACUAA
Molecule: messenger RNA, 1152 nt
Organism: Teleopsis dalmanni
Lineage: Eukaryota; Metazoa; Arthropoda; Insecta; Diptera; Diopsidae
Exons: 1
Coding region: 1-1152 (383 amino acids)
Molecular function (GO): catalytic activity
Source: RefSeq, a predicted model, not a curated record